Achroia grisella is the source of this 1729-nucleotide messenger RNA. Its product is annotated as UDP-glycosyltransferase UGT5-like. Bases 79 to 1662 code for a protein of 527 amino acids. Gene Ontology annotation, molecular function: UDP-glycosyltransferase activity. NCBI's taxonomy places the organism in Eukaryota, Metazoa, Arthropoda, Insecta, Lepidoptera, Pyralidae. The record is from RefSeq and is a predicted model, not a curated record. The transcript has 4 exons.
GUCAGUCGGGUUCAGUGAUCGGUCGGUAAACUCAUUGGAAUUAGCUCACUACUAUAACCGUGUUGACAAUAUCUUUAAAUGUGUAAAUACGUAAUCCUGAUUUUUAUAUUAAUUAUUUUAAAUUUAAACAAUGUUUUUGGGUUUAAUAUUCUUGCUAUUAUAUCAGGACCAUUUAGAAGUCAUUAUAUGGCGUUUCAUCCACUCUUUCGAGAAAUAUCCAAGCGAGGACAUAAUAUAACAGUAAUUAAUCAUUUCCCAGAUGAAGAUACAUUGCCUAACUUCAAGUUUGUUAAUCUACAAAACGAUGAGGUUGCCCCUAGCUUUAGCACCCUGGAGUACUAUGAGAAUAGCUACACGUCUUUAAUACAGAUUAUAAACUUAUUGAGGCACGUCAUUAUUCCAGCCAGUGGGCCUGUAGAAGAAGAAUGUAAAAGUCUGUUUACACACGAAAACAUGAAAGUACAUCGUUCAAAAGGUGUUCAGUACGACGUGAUAUUCGUGGAACAGUUUCUUAGUGAUUGCGCUUUGGUUUAUGCCGCUACUAUGUACGAUGCUCCCAUCAUUGGCAUCACAUCACACGUUUUAAUGCCUUGGACUUACCCUAGACUGGGGAUACCCUUCGAUAUAGCUUCAGACCCGUUUUACUUUUCAUCAUCAGGACCUAAUCCAUCACUUCUAGGGAAAAUGGAGUCAGCUUUAGGAAUUUUAUAUUUGCUUAGUUACGGGCGAUGGCAAAUACAUGAGUGUAUAUAUAAAGUAUUUUCUGAAUAUUUACCCGAGAACUUAUUAGAUAUUGAAAGUGUAGCGAAGGAAAGAAUGAAAAUGGUUUUUGCAUACCAACAUUAUUCUGUGACUGGAGCUCGUCUAUUGCCACCUCAAGCUUUGGAAAUAGGAGGAAUGCACGUUGGUCGACAACAGCCUGUGCCAACGGAUAUUGAAGAAUUCUUGGCAAAUGCUGAUCAUGGAGUUAUCUACUUCAGUUUCGGGUCCAAUCUUAAAUCUAACACCAUGUCUGAAAAGAAGUUGCAACAGUUUCUAGAAGCAUUUCGAAGGAUACCGCAGAAAAUACUUUGGAAAUGGGAAGACGACAACUUCCCAAAGGGCAACGAUAAUGUGUACACUAAGAAAUGGAUGCCGCAAUUGGAUGUCUUAUGUCAUCCAAAAGUCAUCGCGUUUAUAUCACACGGCGGGAUGCUCAGUUUAUCGGAGGCUGCCCAUUGUGGGAAGCCCAUGCUGGCUAUUCCAUUCUUCGGCGACCAGUUCAGCAAUGCUGCAUCAAUCAGACAUGUAGGACUGGGUAAAACGAUAUUGUUUGAACGGAUUGAUACGGAAAACUUGGUUGCUGCUUUAAAAGAAAUAACAUCGCCUGAUAUGCAAAACAAUGCUAAAAAUAUUUCAAAACUAUGGCACGAUCGACCACAAAAUGUUAUGGAUAGCGCCAUCUACUGGACAGAGUACGUAGCUCGACACGGCACCGGACCGCCUUCGAUGCCAUCAAAACUUAAUACAUGGUUCGAGAAUAUGCUACUAGAUGUCUAUUGCGUAUUCAUAUUAUUAUUUUUACUGAUUAUUGGGCUGUGUUAUAGUAUUGUAAAGUUAAUAAAAAUAAUUAUAGUAAAACUGUUAAGUUUAAUAUUUGUUAAAAAAGCGAAAAUUCAAUAAGUAUUUAUUAAGGAAAAAAUAAAUAAAUAAAAGGCAUUCGAGACUAAUGCAACUUUUUAUGUUGUUU